Molecule: messenger RNA, 1345 nt
Organism: Corticium candelabrum
Lineage: Eukaryota; Metazoa; Porifera; Homoscleromorpha; Homosclerophorida; Plakinidae
Product: collagen alpha-1(XII) chain-like
Exons: 2
Coding region: 51-1199 (382 amino acids)
Source: RefSeq, a predicted model, not a curated record
AGACAUUCAUAUAUUGGUUUCGAGUCUUUGACUAUCUUCUGUAGACGAGGAUGAAGACACCGCGUGUACAAUUAUUGCUCUCACUCGUGUUCAUACUGUCUAGUUCAAGCUAUGCUGCAAAUACAAACAUCGGACUUACGAGACACCUCUGCGAGAACGACCCGCCAUACGAACUGGAAUCCUUGUGCAUGUCUAUGUUUGGUGUUACGUGUCCAUCACAAGUUCAGUUGGGAGACUGGGAAUACACUCUGAUCGAUGUCAACAGCUCGGUCAAUAGCACCGCCGCUAUUCAUUGCCCCGGAGAACAAUUGCUGAAGUACGAAAGACGAACUAAUCUUUUCUCUGUUCCUUCCGAAUGUCGUUCAGGCGUGCGCAUCGAUGCAGAACAACAGUACCGAUGUCCACCUACUCUACCAGACAAGGCCAUUCGCCUAGGGCGCAUCUUUGGCAGUUUCGGCUCACCUUCUUCCAAAACUCCACACGAGCAACCUCCAGCAGCUGCGACAGAAGACGCGAUGUCGUCACCUAGAAGAGAAAAACGACACGUCGGGUGCCAAAGUGCCAUCGACCUCGCCAUUCUCAUCGAUUCUUCUGGCAGCAUUACGAGCACCAACUUUUACAAAGCCCGCACCGACGUGGCCUCACUGAUCAGAUACACUUGCAAUGACUUCACGUGUGAUAGUGGUCCACGUGUUAACUUGGCUCUGGUGACGUUUGGGUCUCAACGUUCUACAACCUUUGACUUCGCCUACUCUAAAAAUUACCAUAGCAACACCGAUAGCAUGGUAAGAAGCAUCAACAGAGCGAGAUACUUAGGUGGAAACACUGAAAUGGUGACGGCUCUAAACUACGUCAAUAACUACAUUUUUACUUCGAGCAGGGGUAUGAGAGAAUGCAGUGAGAGAAGGCUCAUUAUACUAACUGACGGUAAGGGUUUCGUUGGGGCAAACGUCCGAGCCGCGGGAGCAAACUUGCACAACAAUAAGAAGGUGGACGUUUACGCUUUUGGCAUCGGCAGCGGGAUAUCGAAUAGUGGCCUGAAAGAUCUCGUGCACCUUAGCUCCAAGACCAGACUAAACAACAUCCUGCCUUACCUAGUCUACUCAACGUCAACUGAGUUUACGAAUGCAGUUCAGGUCAUUGAAAGUGUAACUGCUUACUCAAACAAAAACUGUCUUGAAUCUGUUCUCAAGAAAUGAUCGAGCAGUGAACAAUGACUAACUAUACGUACUAGUAGCUGUUGGUAGCUACAGUCAUUUGAUGUUGUGUGUCGUUCUUGGUUUGAAAGUCGCAAUUUGUUGCUGUGGGUGUUGUAAUCAAACAAGAUUCAAGUUAUAAAAAUCAA